ACUUUUAAACUGCAGUAGAUGAAGGUCAGAGUAUGGGGCAAGGUUCCUCAUCUCAUUCCAUGGAUGGCAUGUACAGUGCAUUGUGGGAGCCCAGCCAAGGACUGGUCCAGUUCAGUGGGGUAACGUAUGUGGAUGGCCAGCUCGCUACUUACUACGACAGCCAGACGAGGCGGGCCCAGCCUCGCAUCUCAUGGAUGAAGAAUGUGGAGAAGUACUAUCCUCAGUUCUGGGAUAUAAACACUUGGAGAUUUCAGAGCAGCGAGCAGAGGUUCAGAAGGGACCUGCAGAAUCUGCAAAAACACUACAACCAGACCAGAGACCCUCCAACGGUGAAAGUUACUCUCAUGGCAGGUCAUGAUGGGCUGGAAACUCUCAUCUGCCAGGCCUACGGCGUCUACCCCAAGGAGAUCGACACCACCUGGAGGAAGGACAGGGAGGUCUUGGAGCAGGAGACUUUCCGCAGGGAUGUGGCACCCAACUCAGACAGGACGUACUACGCCUGGCUCAGCAUCCAGAUAGACCCUGAGGACAAGGACCACUACUGGUGCCACGUGGAGCAUGAUGGUCUUCUGGAGCCUCUAGACAUGGCUUUCAGGGAGCCUGCCUUAAAGAGAUCCCAUCUGAGGAGCAUCUUCGGGGCUGUGGCUGCUCUCCUGAUAGUGCCGGUAGUGUUAUUGGGGAUCAUUGUGUACAUCAGGAAGUAUAAACUGUGA
Molecule: messenger RNA, 713 nt
Organism: Rhineura floridana
Lineage: Eukaryota; Metazoa; Chordata; Lepidosauria; Squamata; Rhineuridae
Product: patr class I histocompatibility antigen, B-2 alpha chain-like
Exons: 4
Coding region: 33-713 (226 amino acids)
Biological process (GO): immune response
Cellular component (GO): external side of plasma membrane
Source: RefSeq, a predicted model, not a curated record